UGUGAGGGUUGUCCAUGAGUCCCUUGUUUGUCCUGAGCAGUUAAACUUCCCACUGUUCUUCAGAAAAAUCCUGCAGGUCCUGCACAUUCUUUACUUUUUCAGCAUAUUCUGUACAUUUAACCCCUUUCCAACAGUGAUGUUGAGAUCCAUCUUUUCACACAGAGGACAACUGAGGGACUCGUACACGACUAUUACAAAAGGUGCAAACAUUCACAGAUGCUCAAGAAGGCAACACGAUACAUUAAGAGCCAGGGGGGUGUAAACUUUUGAACAGGAUACAUAAGAUAUUUACAUUUUUCCCAGAAGACAAAAUAAUAACUAAUUACAUGGAUCAUCCCGUUCAAAACUUCACACCCUCCUGGCUCUUAAUUAAUCUUUUUUUAUUAUUAUUGAAUUUGGGAUUUUGUGUUGAAAGUCUGUAAAGAUUGAAUAGAGAUAUGGUGCAGUGGAAAUGGCAACAAGUCUAUACAGGAACAGAAAUGUAUGUUUAGUUUAAAUUUAUGCUAAGUUACAGUAAUGGUCCCAAGUGAUCUGGAUGUGAUUUAUAACUUAUAUUUUAACAUAUAUUUUGACUGUCUGUAAGUGUGGACACUGUGCAUGAAAGAGUUAAGUAAAAACAAACAAACAAACAAACAAACAAAUUUUUUUAAAAAUCCAGUCUAAACUUGACUGAAUUCACUGAAAACUUAGAACUGCAUGUUUAAUUUAAAAUGAUUUGCUUUAAAACUAGACUAAUCGGUCACCAAACGCAAAUAACACUAAAUAAAUAAACAAAUGAGGAGGAAGAAAAAGAAGAAUAGCCAACGUACUGCUAGUAUACAUUAGUAGAAAAAGAAACAGUAUAAGAAUCAUUUAGCAGACUGUUAUACAGUAAUAUGCAAAAAGUCAUUUAAGAGGGGAAAAAAGACACAAAUUCCCACAAUGCCUUUGCACUAACUUGUUUCCGUUUGUCCAACACCUUAAAUAUGUCCGAGUGGAAACAUAACCCGAAGUAAAUUCUGGUGGUAUUUUAGUUUGCUUUUGUUGCAAAAUAGUGAUGACCUAACAAGCAUGGAAUUAGGAAAAGCUAAACUUCCGAGGACGGGACUCAAUACACUGCUCCAAGCCAUUCAUCCCGUGCAUGGGAUAGCCUGGACGGAUGGGAGACAGGUUUGCCUCACCUCGUUCUACUAUGUUGCCGGUGAGCCUAAAUUUGGCGACACUAAUGUAAUCGGACAGUUUGAACAUGUCUUGGGACUUUUCUGGGGACCUCUGUGUUGUUCGGGGUCUCCUGCUCUGCUCGCGGUACAGCACAAGAAGCAUGUGACGGUGUGGCAGCUUCAGCUGAGUGCCCUCGAGCAGAACAAGCUGCUGUGCACGCAGACGUGUGAAAUGAGUGAGCCUUUCCCACUGCUGUCUCAUGGCUGUGUGUGGCACCCCAAACAAGACAUCCUGGCGAUUUUGACUAAGCAGGAUGCCUCUGUGCUGUUCUCUGUGCGUGUGGAUAAUCGACGAGUGAAGGCGGACAUCCGUGGCAACGGUCUGAUCCACUGUGCAUGCUGGACUAAAGACGGAACCAGACUGGUGGUUGCCAUCGGCAGCGCUCUUCACUCUUAUAUAUGGAACGACAUCCAGAAAAGUCUGGUUGCGUGUUCAUUUUGCCCUGUUUUUGACGUUGGAGGCUAUAUCUGUGCCAUUGAGUCUAUCGAUGAGGCUCAGGUGGCUGUUACAACAGAACUGCCGCUAGAUAAAAUCUGUGGGCUUAAUGCAGGUAUUGCCUUUGACUUGCCGAAUGAAUCAAAGCCAGUGUCUUCUCGUCAGUCUUCUGCUGUAAUGUCAGAAGAUGCUUGCUCAGAAUCCAGGAGAAGGUCCUUUGACUCGGAGCGUUCACUACCUUUAGGGUUCAUUUCUUCCACUGGCCCCACUGACCUUACACAAAUUCUGGCGAAACACCGAAUGUCAGACCCUAGUCCUUUGAUUCACUUGAGGCAACGAGAUCAUUUGACAGGAUCAGGUCAAGACUCGUCACAUUUCAUUUUGGUCAAGUACGAGCGAAAGGUCACAACUACCAGGAAAGUAAGCAUCCCUGGUAUUCUGGUCCCUGACAUCAUGGCCUUUGACCCACAAGGAAACACAGUCGCAGUGGCAUCCAAUACCUGCAGUGUGAUUUUGGUCUACUCCAUCAUGGCAUCCUCCAUGCCCAACGUUCAACAGAUCCACCUGCAGAAGAAUGAAAGACCUAAAGGUUUAUGCUUCCUUAGCAGUAAGAAGAUCCUAGUCAUGCUUGGCCGACAGAAGUCCAACGACCCGACCUUCCUUCCGUCUUCCAACACGGACAAAUACAUCCUCAGGCUCGUAGCUCAGGAGCUGGUGUUUGACGAGGGCACAACUUCGCCAGUUGUCCAGAAGCCUGAGUCGCCGUGCGAUCUCCAUGAGCUUUGGCGUCAUUCAGAGGCCUAUGCUAAAGAUUUUGCAGUGAAGGACCUUGUUCUUCCAGGGGGAUCGGUAAACCUGCCAUCAAAUAUCAGGAAGAGGCUAAUUGAGGAAGUGUGUACCUCAGAGUCAAGCUCAGCCGACUUCUCAGACAGAGCCACUUCCAGCACCUCCUCCAUCACACUGGAAAACUACGAUAUGGAUCAUGUCAAUCGCAUGACUACGCUAGCCAUAGCCAGCCAUGAGUCCACUCGACCGUCUUCCCCUCGAUACACAGCAUCAGAAAAGCUGCUCUCUGAUUCUCCUCUGCUGAAGAACAGUCAGCAGCAGUGUCUGGCAAAAGAGAACAACCACGAACAACUCGCACACAACAUGGAAAGGAUAUUUGCUCGCUUUGCAGAGGUGCAGCAGUGCCUGUCAGAACUCAAAGACUUCACCCAGAAUGGGAAAAAGCUCAUGAGCAGCUACCCACCUGCUUGUGAACCACAGUAUGUCCAUGUUACAUGUCAGACGCAGCUGUCUGAAAAUGUGUACACGGAUGAAAGGAGACCGGUGCUGUUGUGUGAAGGAAGACUCUGUCUCCGAAUCCUGCAGGAACUCUUCAGCCUGACUGUUUUGGAGAUGAUGCAUGGGCCAAUGUGGAUUAUCCUAGUGGCCGAUGCAGACGGGUUUGUACCGCUCACCUUCAAGCACCAGGAGGAGCUCACGAUACGGAGUGCAAAGAGGAAGUUACCCUUCAAGCUCGUCAGCGGGAGUAAUGACCUACCUCUUCAAAAUCACCAAUCAACAAAUGUAGAACAUUGAUCUUGUGCAUUGUAGCCUUUCCAGUCCAAACACUCCCCACUCCACUACUGGAGAUCAAGUUGAAAAGACAAUGCGUCAUAAUGAAUGUUUACAGGGAACUAGUGACUUUGUUGUAUAUAAAGUAAGACCGAGUCUAUUUUUGUACAUCAUCAAGAAACUACUCCAGUGCCUGCUUUUUAUGGUUUAAUGUUUAUUGUUGGUGUAAACACCUGUCAUGCAUCUCAGGUCAAAAGAGAUUGUUGACAAAAAACAUUGUUUAAAAUUGUAAUGAUUUCUUUUCAUAGCACAUC
This is a messenger RNA of Ictalurus furcatus (blue catfish), 3506 nucleotides long. It is a transcript of the gene wdcp, whose product is annotated as WD repeat and coiled coil containing. Gene Ontology annotation, molecular function: kinase binding. The transcript has 4 exons. The record is from RefSeq and is a predicted model, not a curated record. Lineage: Eukaryota; Metazoa; Chordata; Actinopteri; Siluriformes; Ictaluridae. Bases 1051 to 3216 code for a protein of 721 amino acids.